Molecule: messenger RNA, 1600 nt
Organism: Perognathus longimembris pacificus (Pacific pocket mouse)
Lineage: Eukaryota; Metazoa; Chordata; Mammalia; Rodentia; Heteromyidae
Gene: Inhbe
Product: inhibin subunit beta E
Exons: 2
Coding region: 62-1117 (351 amino acids)
Biological process (GO): SMAD protein signal transduction; BMP signaling pathway
Cellular component (GO): extracellular region
Molecular function (GO): hormone activity; cytokine activity; growth factor activity
Source: RefSeq, a predicted model, not a curated record
AGACUCCAUAGGCAAGCAGCUGAUACCUGAGGCUUCUGACCCAGGGCCAUCCACCAAGAGCAUGGGGCUCUCUGAUGUCCAGCUCUGGCCAGUGCUGCUGUGGGCACUGAUGUGGGCACAGGGUACAAGAUCUGCAUGUCAUUCCUGUGGGAGUCCAACACUGGCACCCCAAACAGAACGAGCUCUGGUCCUGGAGCUAGCCAAGCAGCAAAUCCUGAAGGGGCUGCAUCUGACCAGUCGUCCCAAGAUAAGUCAUCCUCCACCCCAGAAAGCACUGACAGGAGCCCUCCAGAGACUACAGACUGGGAAUAUGGUUCCAGAAAACAGAGAGGAGGUCAUCAGCUUUGCUACAGUCACAGAUUCCUCCACUUCAGCCUGCAGCUCCAUGCUCACGUUCCACCUGUCCACCCUUCAGUCCCACCACCUGUACCAAGCCCGCCUCUGGCUACAUGUGCUCCCCACGCUUCCUGGCACUCUCUACCUGAGGAUCUUUCGGUGGAGCCCAAGAAGGAGGCGCCGAGGAUCCCGCAGGCUCCUAGCUGAGCAGCAAAUGACUGCUCCUGGCUGGCAUGCCCUCACUCUGCCCCCUAGCGGCUUGAGGGGUGAGGAGGCUGGCAUCCUGAAACUCCAAUUGGACUGCAGACCUCUGGAAGACAACAGCACAGUUGCUGGACACUCGACUCGGCUCCUGGACACAACAGGAAAUCAAGGGCCCUUCCUGGAACUAAAGAUGGGAGCCAAUGAGCCUGGAACAAGCAGGGCCAGAAGGAGGACCCCCACCUGUGACCCGAAUACCCCUUUAUGUUGUAGACGAGAUCAUUAUGUACACUUUCAGGACCUGGGAUGGGGGGACUGGAUCCUGCAGCCUAAUGGCUACCAACUGAAUUACUGCAGCGGUCAAUGCCCCCUGCACCUGGCUGGUAGCCCAGGUAUUGCUGCCUCUUUCCAUUCUGCUGUCUUUAACCUCCUCAAAGCCAAUAGUCCUUGGCCAGCAGGUACCUCAUGCUGUGUCCCCACUAUCCAAAGGCCUCUCUCAAUUCUCUACCUAAACCAGGAUAACAAUGUAGUCAAGGUGGACAUACCUGAUAUGGUGGUUGAGGCCUGUGGCUGUAGCUAGCAUAGCACCUGGGGGUUCAUAGUGAAGAGAUCAAGAUGUCCUAUGCAAAGGACAUCUGUAUGGAGAUUUCAGAUUUCCUGAUUCACAUCCCCACCCAACAGGCAAUAUGACUGCUAGGUCAUGGCACUUUCUUGUCCCAGUUUCUGGCCUAUUUCAGGCUGGCUGGUUGGUGUGUGGGAAGCUGGGGAAAAGGUUUCCUCCAAAGGGGACAGCUUGAUUUCCUACCCUAAGUCCUAUGAGAAGAUGGCAGGAACUGGCCGGGGUGGGAGGGAAGGAGAAGGAAGAGAAAAAUUACUGCAUCUCUCCCAACAAAAGAAAGCCUUCAGAAAGGGGAAAAAAGGAAGCAGAGGGUCCAGCAGGUUUGGGACAAGACACACAGGCUGGCCAAGGGAGGGGACUACUGAGUGCUUUGAGAGCGGGGCAAGGAGAUGGGUGAGAUGCUAAGGGAGGGAGCUUUGGAGGCCUCAGAAAAGGGAGCCAGGA